Messenger RNA from Oncorhynchus tshawytscha (Chinook salmon), 1631 nucleotides. RefSeq lists its product as uncharacterized. Bases 390 to 689 code for a protein of 99 amino acids. The record is from RefSeq and is a predicted model, not a curated record. NCBI's taxonomy places the organism in Eukaryota, Metazoa, Chordata, Actinopteri, Salmoniformes, Salmonidae. The transcript has 4 exons.
UGUCACAAAGUGCUGUCCAGAAAGGCCCCCCGCUACUUGGAAACGGGGACGACUCUUUGAAGAGUCAGAAGCAGAGGAAUCAAGAGGACGGUUGUCGUGUCCUUGGCGGUAGAAAGGCGAACUGAAAGUGAAAUAGUGAACCAGCCUAACAAGGAAGCCAGACAUUGAACCGUUUUGUAGCCACUUCUCUAGUUGCAAUUUCAUUGAUUUGUGAUAUCGCAGCCGGACGUUUCUGCAAACACCUCGUUAGUAUGUAACUAGUUAGCGGACACUGGACGUGUUGUAUAUGUUUGCUUGCCAGAUAUCUAACGUUACUGUUACCUUUUGACAUUGUGUUAUUAAAGUCAGUCGAUAGAUACUAAAACUAGGUGUAAUAAUCUUCCACAACCAUGGAAUAUAUGACAGCCGUCCAGAAGAAGAGACGCCACGAAGGAGACCUUCAAACCCGGAAAGAUUGCCAAGCGAAACGACUGUGCAACGGAGUGGGAGUCUGCGUCCGGGUUGAACAUGGCGGGAUGGUGACUGACGGUGCCAUGGAUGCCAGCAUGCAACAGCAGGGUGUCCCAAACAGCGGUGUCGGCAUCAACCACCCAGCUUCUAACAUGGUCUAUGCAGUCCAAGGCAGCCAAUGUUGUAAUCGGUGCCUGGCAGGGGAGCCCGGCCACAUUAACCACAUCAUGGGGUAUUGAUCGGUUAUCGUCAUGAUCAGAGAUCGUUUGAAGAACUGAAGGAUCCUUGAGGAUGAAGAGAAUGAUCGAUUGAUUGAGUGCUUGAUCAAGUCAUUGUGUAUGUGGCUGUGAACCGUUUUAUCAGUGUGCCUUGCCUUUUCUAGCUGUUAUUAACCACAAGCACUGUACUGCUUCAUGUAUAGCCUCGCAUGUUUACACUACCUAACACUGGGUAUGGGGGAAAUGGCUACUAACCAGACAGUAGACAUGGUGAUUUCAUACCGUCUUACUAACAUUCUGUUUGAAUGGAAAGAUAACCACUACAGUGUAGUCUACACACAACCAUAAGGAAGGAGCCAUCAAGCCACAAGUAAUACUGAAACUUUACACUGUAAUGUGGAUACUCCUUUAAUGUCAAUGGAUGUAUUAAAUGAAAUAAAAUACGUAUUGUCCCAGUAUCAAGACUGCUUUCUAAAGCUGCCAGAAAAUAUAAAUGUAAAUAGUAAUAUUGAUAAGUUAAAAACUUUUUAAAGUUAUAUAAUUGUUAACCUUUUUUUGAAAUGGAUAAUCCUGUCUGCAAAUAUAUUUUUCUGAAAUAAAUAUUUGAUAUAUUUUUCUAAAAUGUAAUUGGCUGAAUAUAAAAUAAGAAGUUUGUAACCAAUAUUUGUGCUAAUCGUUUCAUUUUGGAUAGUGUCCUGAAUUGUGUUUAAUCUCAUGAACGUUUUCAGCCAGUUUUCAAUAGUUUGAUCUACACUUGAAAUGUAGAGCCGUUUUGACAAGGAUUUGUCUGUUUCCCACUAGAUGUGGUUUUGUGUCGUCUUAGAAUGAUUUGAAGCCAGUUUCCACCUUGCCAAGCAGUGAGUUUUAUAGUUGAUGCUGUUCAAUUUCAGGUUAUGACUCAAUGUAAUAGUUUUAUUUUUAGUACAAGGAAAAACAACUUUCAAUAAAGUAUGAUUUGAUGAA